AUGAGUUGCAACAUUAAGGAGACCAUCACUGUGUCUAGCAAAGGCAGGAGCAGUGGUGGCAGCUGCAUCAUUGGUGGUGGUGGUGGUGGUGGAGCACGGAUCUCUUCCUAUGGGAUAGGCAGUGCCAGAGGGUUCUCCGGAAGGAGCUUCUGUGGAGGAGUGAAUUAUGGAGGGGGACUCAGCGUUGGGAGCUUGGCUGGGGGGAGCUACGGAGGUGGCAACUGCUAUGGCAACGGCCUGGGCUUCGGCCUGGGGGGCGCUGUGGUGGGUGGGGGUCUGGGUGGCGACUGCUUGCUGUCGUCCUGCGAUGAGAAGGUCACCAUGCAGAACCUGAACGACCGCCUGGCCUCCUACCUGGACAAGGUGAAGUGCUUGGAGAAGGAGAAUGCGGAGCUGGAGUGCAGGAUCAGGGAGUGGUACGCAACACAGGGGCUGUCCUGCGAGCCCCGAGACUACAGCUGCUACUACAAGGAGAUUGAGGACCUGCAGAACCAGAUUGUCUGUGCCACCAUUGACAACAACAAGAUCAUCCUGGACAUUGACAACAGCAGGAUGGCUGCUGAUGACUUCCGUGUGAAGUACGAGACGGAGCUGGCCUUGCGCCAGAGCGUGGAGGCUGACAUCAAUGGACUGCGGCAGGUCCUGGACCAGCUGACGCUCUGCAGGUCCGACCUGGAGGCACAGCUGGAGUCGCUGCGGGAGGAGCUCUGCUGCCUGAAGAAGAACCACGAGGAGGAGAUGAGCUGCCUGAGAAAACAAUCGACUGGAGAUGUGAGUGUGGAGGUCAACGCCUGCCCAGGCCCAGACCUGAGGCAGAUCCUGGAGGAUCUGAGGUGCCAGUACGAGACGCUGAUUGCACGCAACCGCAAGGAGGUGGAGGAUUGGUACGAGUGCAAGAUUGAGGAGGUGAAUCGGGAGGUCAUUACGAGCGGCCAGGAGGUGGAGACGUGCAACAACCAGGUCACGGAACUGAGACGCCAGCUGCAAGCCCUGGAGAUCGAUCUGCAGGCACAGCUCAGCCAGAGAAAUAAUUUGGAAUCCUCACUGGCUGAGACUGAGUGCCAGUACAACAACCUCCUGGGUGAGCUACAGACCCAGAUCACCUGUGUGGAGCAGCAGCUGGCUGAAAUCAGAGCAGAAAUCGAGUGCCAGAACCAGGAGUACAAGACCCUGCUGGACGUCAAGUGCCGCCUGGAGCAGGAGAUCCAAACCUACCGCUGCCUGCUGGAGGGAGGCCAGCAGGACCUCAUACAUGGAGGAGGCAUUGGAGUAGGAAGUGGUGUAGGAGGAGGAGUCAUUAGGACCAGCCACACAUACACCACAACUACAGCCUCCCACUGCCAGCCCCAGGUGCCCCCCUGCAAGACUGGAGACAUACAAGUGACCUGCAGGAGGAUUUGUGAUUGA
Messenger RNA from Indicator indicator, 1407 nucleotides. Its product is annotated as keratin, type I cytoskeletal 13-like. The record is from RefSeq and is a predicted model, not a curated record. NCBI's taxonomy places the organism in Eukaryota, Metazoa, Chordata, Aves, Piciformes, Indicatoridae. Gene Ontology annotation, molecular function: structural molecule activity. The transcript has 8 exons. Bases 1 to 1407 code for a protein of 468 amino acids.